Centruroides sculpturatus (bark scorpion) is the source of this 1089-nucleotide messenger RNA. RefSeq names its product alpha-(1,3)-fucosyltransferase fut-6-like. The transcript has a single exon. Gene Ontology annotation, molecular function: alpha-(1->3)-fucosyltransferase activity. The annotation marks the transcript as partial. The record is from RefSeq and is a predicted model, not a curated record. NCBI's taxonomy places the organism in Eukaryota, Metazoa, Arthropoda, Arachnida, Scorpiones, Buthidae. Gene Ontology annotation, cellular component: membrane.
ACUCAGUUCCAAUUUCCGAUAUCUUUCGAACGACAAAAAGAAUUUAUAGUACAAAAUAUUUCGGAAUUUAAUCAGAAAAAAAAUACACCGAAGUUAAUAUAUUUAGCAACGAAAUAUUAUGGUAAAGAUUGGUCUAAAAGUUACUAUUACUUCGAUAAACUGAGUAAUCCCUUCGUUGAUAACGGUUGUAUAGUAAAUAAUUGCCGUGUUACUAGGAAUAAAAACAAUUUAAACGUAUCAGAUGCUGUGUUAUUUCAUGCUAGGGAUAUCGAAAUGGAAGCGAUAUCAAUCAAUCGUCGAUCAGAUCAAAUUUGGAUCUUCUAUACGCUAGAACCACCCUGGUUAGAACUCGUCGACUUAAAAAAAUUGAAUAACGUAUUCAAUUGGACCAUGACCUAUAGACAAGAUUCGGAUGUGGUAGUUAAGUACGGAAUUAAAAAGAGAACGGACAGACACACGCCAGUAUUAACGAUUUGGGAAGGGAGAAAGAAUGCAGCAUUGUGGUACGUCAGCAAUUGUUGCACGCAAAGUGGAAGAGAGGAAUACGUUCAAUUGUUAAGAGAAUUUUUUCCCAUAGACAUCAUAGGAGGAUGUGGUAAAGAAGCGUGUCGACCCGCAAAUUCAGCUCGCUGUUACAAGAAAAUGAAGAAAUAUAAAUUCUAUCUUUCGUUUGAAAAUGCAAUCUGUAAGCAUUACGUAACGGAAAAAUUUUAUCAAAUUUUAAGAUAUGAUAUAAUACCAAUUGUUAUGGGAGAUGGAGAAUAUUACUCAACAAUUGCUCCACCGGAUUCUUAUAUAAACGCUAUGAAUUAUCCAAAUCCAGUAGAUUUGGCUUCAUAUUUAUGGAAAAUAUCUGAAAAUAAAAGCUUGUAUCAUUCGUUUUUUAGUUGGAAGAACCAUUACGAAAUCGUUUUACAUCCUUGGAUGUGUUCUCUAUGCGAAAAAUUGCAAAGUAAAGGAAACGUUUCCAUUGUUAAACACUUGAAGCAUUGGUGGGAGGAUGAAGCCAGAUGUAAAAAAUGGACUCUUUCCGGUUUUCUUCCUGUGAAUUCUGUAAUGUUUCCUUGUUAUCACACACACAAUUUAUAA